CGCUUUUGUCACAAACUGACAAUUAAAAAAUAAAUAUAUGUUUUCAUAGUGAUUGUGAAUAAUAAAACCGCGAGUGUUUAUUACAGGCCUUGACGUUGCUAUGAGAGGACGAAAUGGCACGUGUGAGCAUACAUCAAGACGUCGGGCCGUACCCGUCAUAUAUCUAAGAGGCUCUCAUUAUGAAGUCGGUCACGAUGUGGGUCGCACGUUUUCAUCAGUCAUCAAAGAUUUUAUAGCAACCUACGCUAAUCUGCGGGACUUCGAGAAGGAAUAUAAAACUGACACUGGGAAGCAGGCGUACGAGAAAACCUUAACCAAUAUGAAACAGCGUUACCCAUGGUACUUGAAAGAGAUGCAAGGCGUCGCUGAUGGAGCAGAUGUUCCUUUCUAUCAGUUGUUCCUGUUGCAAAUGGACGACAUUAUUGGCACCAUCAACGAUAACCACAUUCCGAGAAACGAUACUGGUGGAUGCAGUUCUAUUGGAAUAAACACGCCGACCGAUGCAAUUUUGGCUCAUACUGAGGACGCAUUCAGUGAGACACUAAAUCACUUUUAUAUAAUGUCAGCUCAUAUUAUACCAACUCAAGAGGACAAAGAUCUUGGGGCCGUUGAGGAAAGAUUUGCAUCGUUAUGCUACGCGGGACACAUGCCCGGAUACACGAUGGGAUACAACGGAAAUGGACUAGUUUUUUCCAUAAACACACUUAGCCCUAUGAUACUGAAGCCAGGGAACACUCCGCGAACAUUUAUCACCCGAGCUUUAUUGACCGCAAAGAGUUUAGAAGAUGCGGAAAGAAUUCUGCUUGACCAGGGUCUGGGAGCAGCCAAUGGAUGCUCAGUGAACAUGAUAUGGACUGAGGGUGAUGGUACACGAAGCCUCUACAACGUCGAGAUGGCCCCAGAUCUAACAGGGGAUAAGUCACUGCUGAAUAUUAAAAAGUUCGAAAAUGAUGUCACAAUUCAUACAAACAAGUACCUCCGCCUACAGUUGAAGGAAGUGGAUGGCCCCAUUAUAGACAGUAGCAACGCUCGGUUAGAUGCAAUCUACAAACAUCCGAAGCCCAAAACACGGGAAGACCUCCAGAAUAUUCUGUCAGACACUUCGAGACAGGACUUCCAAGUGUUCGCGGAACAGGAGGAAUCCAUUAUCAAGACAAUCGCAGCUGGUAUAUUUGAUUUGGGAGAAAAGACAUGGAAUAUUUACAUUAAUAAACCAAAUGCAUCAGAGCCUGUUGCCAUUUUACCAAUUAUAUUCACCAAUUUAGGAAAAUAAAAAAAACUAGUUAAUUCAAUAGUAGAAUCGCUAGCAGAGUGCUUUAAAAUUAUAUAAUAUAUAAAAUCCGUAUGGUAAAUGUUAAAUUUAUUCUUAGUUAUUGUUUUUUUAGAAUACAGCUGUGUUUCUGUAUCCAAGUACUAUUUACCUAACUCAAAAAAAUGUGUGCGUAUACUAGUGUACACACGUAAGAAGUUAAACUUCUUUAUGAUCUUAUUACUAUAUGCAACUUUACAGAAAUUGGUUGAAUAAAGUUAAAUAAGAUAAAGUAACAAACAAAAC
Molecule: messenger RNA, 1555 nt
Organism: Pieris brassicae (large cabbage white)
Lineage: Eukaryota; Metazoa; Arthropoda; Insecta; Lepidoptera; Pieridae
Gene: tan
Exons: 9
Coding region: 101-1273 (390 amino acids)
Source: RefSeq, a predicted model, not a curated record